Molecule: messenger RNA, 576 nt
Organism: Mangifera indica (mango)
Lineage: Eukaryota; Viridiplantae; Streptophyta; Magnoliopsida; Sapindales; Anacardiaceae
Exons: 3
Coding region: 1-576 (191 amino acids)
Source: RefSeq, a predicted model, not a curated record
AUGCGUUUCCAAGUUUCCGUUUCCGCGUUUCCACGUUUCCACGUUUCUCCGUUUCCGUUUCCGUGUUACAUAGCUCUUCCACCACUGUUGGUUUUCGUCUACUACCAUUACUGUCGGCUUCCCCCUGUUAGCACCACUACCAUCUUCCAUUUAACAGAAGCUUUGAAACCAGUUGCAUCCACGAUUGUGCAGAAGUUGUCGACUCAACAGCCUAGCUUGGAGAGGAGAUUGAAAGUGCUCAAGGAGACUUCUGCUGAAAUUUGUGUCACUCUUCAUUUGGAGGAAGAUGUUUGUAAACUUGCAUACUUGAACAUUCUAAACUGCUUGUUAAUGUUUCAUCGCUGGAUAAUUAUUUUCCAUGUUUAUAGGAACAAAAGCUACAAGAGCCUAAUAGAUCAGCUACCCCUGAUAAUGCUAAGCUCGGUGUUGAUACACAAAAAUGUGGCUACAACUACUCGAGAUGCUUUUGAAUCAGCUACUUACGCAGCUAUGGUGGCAAGGACUGCUAGUGAACUCUUAAGGUCUGAAUCACAGGACUAUGAUACAGAUAAUGAUGGUGGUGGUUUCAGUCAUUGA